This is a messenger RNA of Striga hermonthica, 753 nucleotides long. The record is from the annotation of a GenBank genome assembly. NCBI's taxonomy places the organism in Eukaryota, Viridiplantae, Streptophyta, Magnoliopsida, Lamiales, Orobanchaceae.
AUGGCCUUCUUCACUUCCGAGAAUCUCGCUUUCAUAUUUGGCUUAUUAGGCAAUAUAAUAUCAUUUUUGGUAUUCUUGGCGCCGCUGCCAACUUUUUACACGAUUUGCAAGAAGAAAUCAUCGGAAGGAUUCCAGUCGAUACCUUAUUCGGUCGCAUUUUUCAGUGCUUCUUUACUGCUUUAUUACGCUGUCCUUAAGACGAAUGCUUAUAUGAUUGUUAGCAUCAAUGCUAUAGGAUGUGUCAUCGAAGCCAUUUACCUCGCCAUCUAUAUAAUAUACGCUCCCAAGAACGCCAAGAUUUUCACAAUAAGGUUUAUUCUCCUAUUCAAUAUCGGAGGUAUAGGGCUUGUCGCGGCAGUUUCAUUGCUAGCAGUCGAAGGUCCGAAAAGGGUGUCCUUAGUCGGAUGGAUUUGCGCCAUUAUCAACUUAGCUGUAUUUGCAGCUCCUUUAAGCAUCAUGAGGCGGGUGAUAAGGACGAAAAGCGUGGAGUUCAUGCCGUUCACUCUAUCAUUCUUCCUCACCCUCUGUGCCACUAUGUGGUUUUUCUAUGGAUUCUUUGUCAAGGAUUACUACAUAGCACUGCCAAAUGUCCUCGGAUUUUUAUUCGGAAUUGCUCAAAUGAUUCUGUACUUAGUCUACAAGAAUGCAAACAAAGACGACAAGACGAAGGACUUUGAGCUCGGGCCGAACAAGGAUAUCGAAAAGAAUGUCGACAUGAACGAGGCUUCGGUUCCACAAAGCGCGUCCAAGUGA